Aspergillus candidus is the source of this 1279-nucleotide messenger RNA. RefSeq names its product DUF453 domain protein. The record is from RefSeq and is a predicted model, not a curated record. NCBI's taxonomy places the organism in Eukaryota, Fungi, Ascomycota, Eurotiomycetes, Eurotiales, Aspergillaceae. The transcript has a single exon. Bases 374 to 1204 code for a protein of 276 amino acids.
GCGAUUCAGCCCGUUUCGGGCUAUUCAACGCUCCAUUCGACCAUGGACAUCUACUCUCAACACCCCGCGCUCGCUGUCCACCCAAUGCAGUCUCCCCGCCGCCUAUUACCGCGGCGGCACAUCGCGCGCCGUCUUCUUCCAGCGCGACCACCUCCCCCCCAAGCAAUCGCAAUGGGCACCCAUCUUCCGACGCGUGAUCGGCAGUCCGGAUCCCUACGGCCGGCAGCUUGACGGUCUAGGCGGCGGCGUGUCGAGCCUGUCCAAGGUGUGCGUGGUAGGCCCGCCCACCCGCCCCGACGCCGACAUCGACUACACUUUCAUCGCGCUCGGGGUCCGCAAUGACCACGUCGACUACUCUAGCAACUGCGGAAACAUGAUCAGCGCCGUGGGUCCCUUCGCGGUCGACGCCGGUCUGGUCACCGUGUCCCCCGACACGAGCAGCCGCGUCGACCUGCGCAUCCACAACACCAACACCGGCAAGGUCGUCCGCGCGCGCUUCGGCGUCGUCGACGGCGAGGCUGCCGCCGAAGGUGACUUCGCUAUUGACGGUGUCGCCGGCACAGCCGACCCCAUUCAGCUUGACUUUCUUGAUCCGGCUGGCUCCCGCACCGGCCGGUUGUUUCCUACGGGUCGCGUGGCAGAUACGUUCGACGGUGUGGCGACUACCUGCAUCGACGUUAGCAAUCCCGCGUGCUUUGUCCGUGCGGAAGACCUGGGCGUACGUGGAAAUCUCACCCCCGACGAGAUCGACGCACACCCGACGCUGCUUCGGCGGCUCGACUCCAUCCGGCGCCAGGCUGGCGUGGCUAUGGGUCUGGCAGAUCAGCUGGAGGAUGUCCCCGGCAGUGUCCCCAAGAUCGGCCUGGUGUCAUCCCCGCUGUCCGAUGAUCGGGCUGUCCAGGCUGGCCAGACGCCAAAGGAGGUCGACGUGCUCGUACGGGCGCUCUCAGUCGGGCAGCCGCACAAAGCUGUGCCUAUUACUGUUGCGUUGGCCCUGGCGGCGGCGGCGCAGGUGCCAGGCAGUGUCGUGGAGGACGUGACGGGCGCCGCACGGGUCAGUUCGACGGGGUUAACUCUGGGUCAUGCCAGUGGGCGAUUGGUGGUGGGCGCAGAGUAUGGGGAGGAUGGGACACUCCGUCAUGCCACGGUCUAUCGAACGGCGCGGCGAUUGAUGGAGGGUCGUGUUUUCUGGAAGGGGAGCUGAUGUUGACUUAGUCUGUAUUAUACAUCAUCUAUUGUAGUUUAUUGAGGCGAGGGGUUGACCAUAGAUGUAUAUAUA